AUGAUUUAUGUAGCACUUGUGUAUUACACGACCAAUGGUAUUAUAGUCUGCAGCAAUUUCAGAAAUUGCUGGCGAAACGCCAAUAAUGAUAAGGGUAUUAAAGCCAAAUGUCUACCACAGUUUUUUCAGCAUCUCGUGGGUGAAAAUGCGUUGAAGCAUAACUCGUUUCAAAAGUGGCAAAAAAUCCCUGACAAAUUUGGAGGUAAUUAUACGACUUUAAAAGGUGGUAAUGUCUGA
Messenger RNA from Debaryomyces hansenii CBS767, 237 nucleotides. Its product is annotated as DEHA2G14828p. NCBI's taxonomy places the organism in Eukaryota, Fungi, Ascomycota, Pichiomycetes, Serinales, Debaryomycetaceae. The record is from RefSeq and is a predicted model, not a curated record. The coding region runs from base 1 to 237 and encodes 78 amino acids. The transcript has a single exon.